Molecule: messenger RNA, 240 nt
Organism: Cetraspora pellucida
Lineage: Eukaryota; Fungi; Glomeromycota; Glomeromycetes; Diversisporales; Gigasporaceae
Source: the annotation of a GenBank genome assembly
CCAAAAUCAUCAACUGAAAUUGGUGUUACAAGUAUAUGUAAAGAAUAUAACCAUCUUAUAUUACAUGAUGUAGAAUUAUAUACUUCUAAAUAUCGAAAAUUAUCAGAUAGUAUAAUGAAGAACAUUAAACUUUAUAUUACUAAAAAUAACAUAGAAGCAAAACAAAUAUACUCUUUACUAGUUGCUAAGUUUUUAGACUAUAAUAUAUUAAAAAGGUUUAAAUCAUCUUUUACAAACUGA